This is a messenger RNA of Chelonoidis abingdonii (Abingdon island giant tortoise), 1823 nucleotides long. RefSeq names its product cytochrome b561 family member A3 (gene CYB561A3). Gene Ontology annotation, molecular function: oxidoreductase activity. The record is from RefSeq and is a predicted model, not a curated record. Gene Ontology annotation, cellular component: lysosomal membrane. NCBI's taxonomy places the organism in Eukaryota, Metazoa, Chordata, Testudines, Testudinidae.
GUCGCACUCAGAGGCUUGCUGUGUGAAAGGGGUCACCAGUCCAAAAGAACCACUGGAGAGUACCACUGGACUAGAUGAUCUAAUCAUCCCUUCUGGUUUUAAAGACUCACUCUCCAGUGGGGGAGGGGUAUACAGGAACAGCAUAGUGGGGUACUGUCAGAAAUGGGGUGCAGAGCUGGGGAGGGAUGGGAAUAGCAGGGGGUGCUGUGGGGCAGGAUUGAGCAUUGGGUGAGCGAGGCAGGGGGAUCAGCCCCACUCCCAUGUAUGCUGUCCCUCGCCCGAGCUUUCUACUGUUGGUCUCAGGUGCCUUUAGCUCUGUGCUCCUCCCCCUUCCAGCAGUUGUGCAGUGCUGAUCUGAAAGCAGAAGCUGGGAGGGUCUCAUGACCCGCUGCCUCCCCACAGGAAGUGCCAAGCAUAGGUGCAGUCCCUGCUGCUGGAGUGAUGCCCACCUUCCAGUUCUUGCCCUUCUUGGCGGUGCUGGGCACCCUGGGGUUCCUGUGUGUGGUGUUCACAGGGUUCUGGUCCCAGCACUGGCGUGGAGGCUUUGCCUGGGAUGGCUCCGCCAAGAUGUUUAACUGGCACCCACUCUUCAUGGUGACGGGCAUGCUGGUGCUGUAUGGGGCGGCGGUGUUGGUGUACCGGGUGCCCAGCUCCUGGGUGGGCCCUAAGCUCCCGUGGAAGCUGCUGCACGCGGCGCUGACCCUGGCAGCUUUUGUCCUGGUUGUGCUGGGGCUUGUCGCCGUCUUCGGGUUCCACAAUGCCCAGAAGAUCCCCAACAUGUACUCGCUGCACAGCUGGUUGGGGCUGGCAGCUGUGCUGCUCUUCUCUUGCCAGUGGCUCAUGGGGUUCGCUACAUUCCUGUUACCCUGGUCCCCUGCCUGGCUGCGGAUCAUCUACAAGCCUGUUCACGUCUUCUUCGGCUCCACCAUCCUUGCGUUGGCCAUGGCUGCAUCCAUCUCUGGCAUCAACGAGAAGCUCUUCUUCAGCCUGACGAACAAGACAGUUCCCUAUACCAAACUCCCCCCUGAGGCCUGGUUCGCCAAUUCUCUGGGGAUGCUGAUCUUGGUCUUUGGGUUGCUGGUGCUGUGGGCUCUUGCCAUGCCAGCCUGGAAGCGCCCAGAGUCAGAGUCACUGGAGGCCCGACAGCCCCUGCUCCAUUAGGACAAGUGAAGCAGCUGCCCGGAGGAGCUGCUGCCCAGACUCUCUGGUGAGAAGGGCAGCUCGGUGCUCCUGCUGUUGGCGGUGAGCCAUCUCCGGAGCCUGGCCAGCACGGAGCCGAGGGUUGGAGGUGCUCUCCGUGCUCCCUCACCACCUGGCUGCUCUUUCGGAUCCCUGGCUCUUGCCACUCCCCUGCCUUCUGCUGUGGGUUCCUGCACAUGCUGCUUCUUCCUGGGAUUCACCAGGCGGCCUUGGCCCCUCUUGCCAUUGUGCUGCUGUGCCUUAAGGGCCCUGGCUGAUGCUACGGCCUAGAUCAAGUGGCCCGAACUAAAAUAAAAGCCUGCUUUGUGGCGCUUGCCCUGGUGUUGGCUCUGCUGGAGGCGAGGGCCAGAGCCUGUGCUGGACACUCAGCUGUAGCAGUGUGCAUGUGCCCGGGGCAUCAACGUGCCAAGCUCCAGCCAGUUUCCCUUUCCCACUGCCUGCCUAGAUCUGCCACCCACUUCUGCUCUCUGGCACUGUCCCCUGCAACCCAGGGAGACUCUGCUAGGGCUCAGAGCAUUUGUUCUCCAUGGGGUUUGCUUCCAGCCCUGGUCAUACUCCCUCUCCCUUGUCCCAGCUCUUUGAGGGGAGGAAGCAGUUACAUUUCCUCCUGCCAGGAGAGGGCU